CUGUUUGCAUUUUUUAGCUGAGAAUUUUGAGAUAAGCGAGUAGUGAAAUUGACUUGAGAGAGCGCCCAUUGUUACUGCACCUGGCAGUUAUUGAGCUCAAAAUAUUGAGCAGGCAGCCAUUGAUCUAGUCUAGGCGUUUUCUCGGGCAUAACUUGUGCUAGAGUAGGACUGUCACAGCUCGUUCUCUUCAGGUCUGCAGCUAGAAAUACCGCAGGAAUUUCCCAAGUAGCUAUCCACAAAGCUUUUCUACUUCUCGCCUUUAUUUCUUUCCCGAUAGUACGACACAAAAACCCGUCGCUGUUGACUCGGCCGCAAUACCGUGUUGCGUGCGACACGCUUCAAGCACACGUGCGUGUUGUAUUCUGUUGAUUCGUAGCUCUCCCAGGCAUCUUCACCCAUCCAGAAACGCUCGGCCUCCGCAACCCUCCGUCCUCCUCCAUUUUUGAGGCGCCUAAAAAUUAGACUGCCUUUUUUCUGCCGUUUAGCUCUCGCCGGCAUGCCUCAGCCGUCCAGAAACGCUCGGCCUCCGCAACCCUUCCUUCUCUUACCCCUCGUCUUCAUUUUCGUCCUCUCGUUACUGUCACAAUCUUCCGUUACCAUAGCCCGCUCCGUCCCGCGAAACCUCCACUUAGUGUGCGAGCCGGGAUGCCUGCACAACGGCACGUGCAAGCUGAGCCCGAAGAUCAAGGAACCCGAGUGCGAAUGCCAGCCGUACGAUCGCGACACCGGGCUGUACUUCCGCGGGAAAUCGUGUCAAACGGAGGCCGUCCGAUGCAACGCCACGUGGUGGUGCGAGAACGGCGGGAAAUGCGUCGCGAUGGGCGCGCAGGGGUUCCUCUGCUCAUGUCCGCACAAGUUUCAGGGCUCCAAGUGCCAGACGCCGGUCGUUGCCUGUGGCACGGGCCUCUGGUGCGCUAACGGCGGCGUGUGUGUGUUUUCAGAGGAGGCCAACGCCACCAUCUGCAAGUGCCCUUCCACUCACACCGGCGCCAGCUGCCAAACCCUAGUGGAGCCUCAAGACUUUGGCCCAUCGGAGCAGCUCCGAACGAACUUCACCUCGCCCCUCAUCAUUCCCUCCAACUCCACCCUCGACUUUCUGGUCGACGAGCGCGACAAGUACUUCCACACCUUCUUCGCGCUCCUGGGCGCGCUGGUCUUCGUGUGGGUGGUGUCGCUCUGCUUCGUCUACCACUCGCACGAGCGCAGGCGAGCCGGCAGGGCCAUUGCUGUGGUUGGGGUGCUGGAAGCACCCCCUCCUUCCCGACUGGACAAGCAGCAGCAGAGGCAGCAGCAGCAGAAGCCGCUGAAGCACAAAAAGAAGCAGCAGCAGCAGCAGAAUGGGAAGGUAAAUACUCAGGAGGAUGAGCAGCAAAAGCACCUGCACCAGAAGCACCUAUCCGGGGAGGAUCUAGGCUCAUCUGAAGCCCCCUUGGUCACCACUUCCUCUUGCUCCUCUGCUGGUCUCACUGCUGUGCCCAUUCGCCGGAAUCCCAGCAGUGGGGUCAAUUCAAGUGUCACAGGUAUUGCCGCUGGCAGCAGUAGCAGCAGUAGCACCAGCUUUGGUGGUGGUGGUAGUGGUGGUGGUUCCUAUGGGGGUCAUAUGUUAGGCUCUCACAACUUUCAGCAUCAUCAUCAGCAGCAGCAGCAGCAUGGUUCUGGUUAUGUGCCUCCCGAAAUUAUGCAGGAUGUGGGAAAUGAAAGUGGUGGGGAUAGGAGGGGAGGGUACAGUAGCGGUGCAGUCAGCAGUGCAACAGAUGCAGAGGUGGCGGCGCUCUUUGCAGUGCCACAAGAUUCACCAUCUAUUGCUUCACCGUCUACCGCUUGCCCAGCUGCCGUCCUCCCAGCUGUGGCAGAAGCAACUGCAGGGGAUGCUUCUGGAGAAAAUGCAGCAGCAGGAGCAGCAGCUGUAGAUCUUGAAAAUAAUUCACAAGCUCUGCUAUUGAGCUCACUCUCCUCGCUCAUUCGAGCAGUAGAUUCGGGCAGCCAAAUGGGCGGCUCGGAUUCCAAGUCAGAGGUACUAUCAGUGGUGAUGGAUUCGCUGCCAGGGGGCGGAGUGGAGGAGGACGAUAUGGCCGAGGAGCUGCUGUGCAGGGGUGAGGAGAGCAGUGGUGGUGGGAUGAUCAAGAGUUCAAGAAGAAAACGAGCAGGUACAGGGGACGAUGUUAGGCUUCUGUUUUGAACUACAAUGGUUUACACCUUGAACGACUUAAUUUGAUAUUUAAUAUGAAAUACAGUAAGACGUCAAUU
This is a messenger RNA of Closterium sp. NIES-67, 2247 nucleotides long. Lineage: Eukaryota; Viridiplantae; Streptophyta; Zygnematophyceae; Desmidiales; Closteriaceae. The record is from the annotation of a GenBank genome assembly.